Bubalus bubalis (water buffalo) is the source of this 6835-nucleotide messenger RNA. RefSeq names its product SPHK1 interactor, AKAP domain containing (gene SPHKAP). Gene Ontology annotation, cellular component: cytoplasm. Gene Ontology annotation, molecular function: protein kinase A binding. The coding region runs from base 16 to 5088 and encodes 1690 amino acids. The record is from RefSeq and is a predicted model, not a curated record. NCBI's taxonomy places the organism in Eukaryota, Metazoa, Chordata, Mammalia, Artiodactyla, Bovidae. The transcript has 11 exons.
UUGGAGUCACCCCUGAUGUACCAGGUUCCGGAAACGCAGCAGGGCAGUGCCAGCGCCAGCUCGGGAAGUAGCCUGGGCGGCUCCAUCACUGCGUGUAAGAAGGUUCUCCGCAGUAAUAGCCUGCUGGAGUCUACAGACUACUGGCUGCAGAAUCAGAGAACACCCUGCCAGAUUGGUUUUGUGGAAGACAAGUCUGAAAACUGCGCUUCUGUCUGCUUUGUGAACCUGGAUGUGAACAAGGAUGCAUGCAGCACGGAGCGCCUGCAGCAGAAGUUGGUCAAUGUUUCACCAGAUCUUCCAAAACUUAUAAGCUCCAUGAAUGUCCAACAGCCAAAAGAAAAUGAAAUUGUCCUCCUAAGUGGGUUAACAGCUGGAAACCUACAGGCAGAUUUUGAAGUUUCACAGUGUCCUUGGAUGUCAGAUGUCUGCUUGGUCCAGUGUGCAAGAGGGAACAGACCAAACAGUACCAAUUGCAUCAUCUUUGAAAUCAACAAAUUUUUGAUUGGUCUGGAACUGGUACAGGAGCGGCAGCUCCACCUUGAAACAAACAUCUUGAAAGUGGAGGAUGACACGAACUGUUCCUUGUCUUCAAUUGAAGAAGACUUUCUCACCGCAUCCGAACACUUGGAGGAGGAAAGUGAAGUGGAAGAGUAUAGGAAUGGUUAUGAAAAUAUAAAUGUCUCAACCAGUAUCUUGGAAAAUAAAAAGCCAAAGGAAGCCACUAAGGAGGAAUGGAACUACAGCAAGGAAAAAUUACUUUAUGCAUUGGAAGACAAGUACGUUAGCAAAUACCAUACACCACUGGUUAAAACAGAAGGAUCUCUGGGAACAGUGGCAGAAUAUACAAGUGUGCAGAGUCUAGAUCCUUCAGCCAAGAUAUCAAAGUGGAAAGGUGAAGCUGUGGGGAAUCAGCAGUCAACCACAAAGGAUUAUUAUUCAGAAAAGUGUAAAAGUCAAGAAGAAAAAUCACAGGCACUAUGUAGUCCAGGCAAUGCUUAUUUCUCAAAGAUGGUUAAGAGGGAUGGACUUUCUGCAUGUGGGACUUCCUCUGAGCGUGACAGCAAUUUAGACCCAGGAGACCAUGAAGACCGCACAAGCUCUCUUCUUCCCUUACAAGAUGGAGAAGCCACAACAGGCGAGUAUGCCACGAAUUUAGCGGAAUCUGUGCUGCAAGAUGCAUUUAUUCGACUCUCUAAGUCUCAGCCUGCCCUCCCCCAAGAAUCUGCAGUCAGUGUUUCUGUAGGAAGUGCUCUGCUUCCCAGUGGCUCUUCCACAAAAGAUAUCGUGGUACCUCAGUCAUGGAACGAGCUCCCCAAAAUCGUCAUUGUCCAGAGUCCAGAAGGCAAUGAUGCUGGCCCUGAGCCAGGCAUCUCCUCGUGGCCCGAGACAGAAGUCUCCAGUGAAACUUCAGGUGUCCCCUCUGGAGAGAACUCCAGCAGACACCCCCAGAGUGCUCUAGAAGUAGCAUUAGCUUGUGCAGCCACUGUUAUUGGAACCAUUUCCAGUCCACAAGCCACAGAAAGAUUCAAAAUGGAGCAAGAACCUCUGGUUUCACCCCGUCCACUGGGAGGUGAUGAGCCUUUGCAAACUCAGGCCUGUCAAGUACUCAAGGACCCCUCCCUGAGUGAAUGCUCGUUUGCAUCUGCUUUAUGCGGCAUGGCUCAGGUGGCCAGUGCCGUUGCUGUCUGUGGCCUGGGAGAAACAGGAGAGGUGAAGUGCCCGGUGGCUUCCAGUGGCUUCCUGUCUGCAGUUGAGGCCCCUGCAGCCAUCCCCCCACUUUGUGGUUUAGUGGCAGAAAAGAGCAUGGAGCUGGGGAAUGAAGCCAUUGCAGAGGCCUUGCUCAAGGAGGUUGCCUUGGUCUUAACAAGACCUAACGCCUACAGCAGCAUUGGAGACCUCAUGGAGUCAGUGAAUAGGAGGAUCAUAGAAGCUGUUUCAAAGCCUCAGACCUUGUGCUCAGAAAAUGCCCUUGGGAAUGAACUGGCACAGACCCUGUCUAAUGUUAUCCUGAAGCAUUCCAUUGAUGAAAUUCACCAGAAAAAUAAAAUGAUAGACCCCAGUGAUGACAGGGACUCAUCUGAAACCCUGGAAUCCUUAAUGGAAAGUGUAAAUCAGCUGCUCUUCAAUGUGAUACACUUUACGUUCGAGAAGAUGAGCCACCUUGUACAGCUUGGGGGAUGCCCCCCUGUCCUUUCUAAGGAGACCAUCAGAUGGAGGGAAACCGAACCAGACUUCCAGCCAACUGAUCAAGCCAUUUGUCCAGCAUGGACAAAAGCCGCUGAAUACUCCAAUUGCCAUCCACUUAGCAGCCUGCAUGUCAGCAGUCCUGUUAUCAAUGAUCUUGUAGAUGCUGGACAUCCGAAGCAAGAUAGCAAGGGUCCAGCACAGUCAGGUCUUUCCCAGAUUCCCACACUGCAAUCUGAAUUAUCCUGCAGUACCAGCAUGUCUGCUAAAACACCACCCGAGGAAAUAUAUCUGAAAGGAUCCGUGGUGGAGGAUAUGAAAAACCCUCCUGCACCACCCAGUGAUAAUGAGAAUGAAUGCAGAACCCCUCCAGAGGAAGAAAUGACACCAACAGUUGGCAAGCACAGCACCAGCUCUCAGGACACUGAGGACAGCAUCAUUGCAAAUGCUCAAGAAAAGUACAGUGGUGCCUUGCUUCUGAACAGUGAACUUCAAGUUUGCCCGUCUUUGUUGGGGGAUGAUUUGCUGCUUCCUGCUCAAUCCAGGCUACCAGAAAAAGACCCAGACAUAUACUGCAUUGCAGACUUCGCAGAAGAAUUAGCAGAGACGAUCGUCUCCAUGGCAACGGAAAUCGCAGCGAUUUGCCUUGACAACUCCAAUGGAAAACAACCCUGGUUCUGUGCAUGGAAAAGAGGGAAUGAGUUUCUGGUUACCCCCAACAUCUCCUGCCGAUCCUUGAAGAGGAAGAAAGAGAGCCAGGCCAGCGGGGCCACUGUGAGGAAACACAAGCCCCCGCGACUCAGCGAGAUCAAGAGGAAAACCGAUGAGCACCCGGAGCUGAAAGAGAAGUUGAUGAACAGGGUGGUGGACGAGUCCAUGAACCUCGAGGACAUCCCAGACUCUGUCAGUAUUUUUGCAAACGAAGUGGCAGCCAAGAUCAUGAACCUCACAGAGUUCUCCUUGGUGGACGGUGUAUGGCAAGCACAGGGCUACCCCCGGAGUCGGUUACUGGGUGGGGACAGGUGGAACCGCCUGAAGGCCUCCAGCUGCGAGAGCAUUCCAGAGGAGGACUCUAACACCCGGGCCUAUGUGAACAGCCUGGGUUUAAUGAGUACCCUAAGUCAGCCAGUUAGCCGGGCCAGCUCCGUCUCCAAGCAGUCGAGCUGUGAGAGCAUCACCGAUGAGUUUUCCAGGUUCAUGGUGAACCAGAUGGAAAAUGAAGGAAGAGGCUUCGAGUUACUGCUGGAUUACUACGCAGGCAAGAAUGCCAGCAGCAUCUUGAACUCAGCUGUGCAACAGGCCUGCCGGAAAAACGACCAUCUGAGUGUGAAGCCAAGCUGUCCGUCGAAGCAGUCCAGCACCGAGAGCAUCACCGAGGAGUUCUACAGGUACAUGCUGAGGGACAUUGAACGAGAGGGCAAAGACGGCCCCUCCUCCAGGCAAGGCAGCCAGGACUGGACCACUGGCUUGCUCUCGCCUUCUCUGCGGUCCCCCUUGUACUACAGACAGUCGUCUGUGCCCGACGGCAGAUCCCCGGGCGCCAGGCUCACGGUGAACGUGCCCAUCAAAGCCAACUCCUUAGACGGCUUUUCUCAACACAGCCAGCAAGACUUCCUCAGCGUCCAGCCAGUCGGCGGCGCUUCCUCCUCUGGUCUCUGCAAAUCUGACUCUUGCCUGUAUCGCAGAGGCGGGGCUGACCACAUCACAAACAUGUUAAUUCACGAGACGUGGGCAAACUCAAUCGAGGCUCUCAUGCGGAAGAACAAAAUUAUAGUGGAUGAUGCCGGCGCGGCUGAUGCUGAACCUGCUUCAGGGGGCCCCUCCUUGCAAGUGGAAAAGUGUGCGGGCAGGUUAGCUUCGGGCAGCGUGCCAAGUGGACCAGCUCUGCUUGUGCAGGAGUCUGUGGAUUAUCCAAGGAAAAACUCAAUCACAGAAAGCAGCCAUCUCCCAGGGUCGUCCCCAAGCAAAGCUGCUCCUCUUACAAGUCACAGCAGUUUAGAUUUUAAAAAGGAAACUCCCUCAUGCCACCAUGCGGUCCCUCUAAGCCACACCCGGCGAUCACUUUGCUCAAGGGAAGUGCCUUUAAUCCAGAUCGAAACAGAUCAGAGAGAAGAAUGUGUGGGAGAAUCUGAACACAUUAUUUCCGAACGCAGCCCCCUAGAGGAAAAAGAAAGGUGUUUGGAAGAAGAAAAGGUCCCAGAGGCAGGGAAGGGUGAAGACGCUGCCCUGAGUGCCUGCCAGAACCCCAGUGAAACCCUUGAUGCCAGAGAUGUACCGGAGGCUGAAGUCUCAAAAGAAGGCAGAGCCCUGGAUGAGUUCUCCAGCCCUCCCGGCAGCAGUGGGGAGAGCAUGGACAGUUGGUCCCAGCUCGCCAACGAGGAGGACAACCCAGACGACACAAGCAGCUUCCUGCAGCUCAGUGAGCGAUCCAUGAGCAAUGGCAACAGUAGUGCCACUAGCAGUCUUGGCAUUAUGGACCUGGACAUUUAUCAGGAAAGCAUGCCAUCUUCUCCCAUGAUUAAUGAAUUGGUAGAAGAAAAGGAGAUUCUUAAAGGACAGGCAGAAACCAUGGAGGAACGUGCCUCUGGAACGCCGGUGGAAACAGCCAGCCGCCAGGGGAGCCUGCUGGUGAUCAACUUUGACCUGGAGCCAGAGUGUCCUGACACUGAGCUGCGAGCCACUCUGCAGUGGAUAGCUGCAUCUGAACUCGGUAUCCCCACCAUCUACUUUAAGAAAUCUCAAGAAAACAGAAUCGAAAAGUUUCUAGAUGUCGUGCGGCUGGUCCAUCAGAAGUCCUGGAAGGUGGGGGAUAUCUUCCAUGCAGUGGUUCAGUACUGCAAGAUACAUGAGGAACGGAGGGAUGGGACCCCGAGUCUCUUUGACUGGCUCUUGGAACUGGGCUAAGGCAGCAGUCUCCUGCAGAGUAUCUCUUUCCUUCUUUCCAGCUUAGAUUACAGUGGUUUGCUCUAAAUGCUCUAAACUUUCUCAAAACAUCACAUCACAUUAUCAGAGCUAGGAAAAAAUCUGCUCCUCAAGUCUGCUGCACAUGGAAUAAAUCUGAAGGAAAGCAAAAUAUAGGUCUGUACAAAUCAACACAACCUGUAGGUGAGUUUAAAAGAGCUUGUGUUAGAAUGGCUGGAGAAACAGAAAUUGUAAUGGGCCCAAAUGGAAAACUUCAGGCUAGGCCUAAACUCCAGGAGAGUUGCACUUGCAUAUGUUUAAUAACAUAAAAUGUCAUGUAAUAUCUCCAAUUACAUGAAUCAACUGGAAACAACAUCACUGGUCAAAAUCAUUUUAUAAACUCUGCUAUAAUCUUUAUUUUACUUUUUUGAGCAGAUUAAAGGGUCUAUCAGCCCAGGUAAAUAUUUAAGAUAUGGGUGAGAAAUUUCCAAAAUUUUGAUAUAAAAGCUUUUCAGUUUUAGACCAUUUUCAGUGGAUAUUAACAGAGAUGCAAGGAUAUAUCAGUGUUGCCUAUAAAGGUGAUUUCAUUUGUUCACUCUAGCCCACUGAUAAAUAUUUCAUAUCUCCCCAGCAAUGUCUUGAGUUCCCAGCUAAUGAAAAGACUCUUGGUGUUCAGCUGAGAGAGAGAAAGGUGGAAGAUUGUCUUAUUUCCAUCUGUUUAUUACAUGAGUGACAUGGUUACAGAACUCUUACCCUAUGGGAAAGCUUUCCUACUAAAGAGAGUCUUUGGAGAGAAAAUCUCCUUGUAUAUUAAAUUAUAUAAAGUAUAAACUUUCAUUUUUAUUGUAAAUUAUGAAGAGACUAUCAUAAAUAAUAUAUCAAGUUAGCCUUAGAGGUUCAUAAAAUAUGAAGAGAUUAUUGUUUUAAGUUGUAUAUUGACACUUGAGCCCUAUGAUUUCAUUAUAAACACGUUGGUACCCGUAUGGCAGACUUGCUAGUCAGAUGACAUUUAUAAUGAUGGAUGCAAGGUUUGACAUAUCCAGUUAGGAUCAUAUACUUCCUAAUUUAAGGAUAUUGGCAUUUAAUUUCAGAAAAAGAAACUAUUGUCACAUUGAAGUAUUUUAAAAACAGAGAUUUACUUUUUUGAAAAAUAAAGGUAUUUAACUUCUCCCUAAUAGGUCUUUUUCCCUUUCAGCUAAAUGAGCUAGACUGGCUUUUAUUUUCUUGAUCAAAGAAAGUGUUUAUUAAAGAUUUCCUGAAAUACUAUGCUUUUACACUAUUUUUAAGAUUGUCAAGUAAUUUUAAAUGUGAACAAAGUCCCACUCCAUCCAUACCAGCUUUCUGUGUCAUCCAUGUUGACAAGAAAUUGAAAUUUCUUGAAAUGUCAACAAACUUUAUUGGGAGUCAUCCUCCCUACCACCCACCCCCCAGAAUCCUUUCCAGGACUCAUUAGGCAUUUAUUAUAGAAAUAUAGUCCAUAUUUGGGUUAUAUAUUUAAUUGACAUGUGAUACAAAUACCAAACUUGAACAUUUAUCCAUCCUCUCAAAGUGAAAGUUCUUUGUGAUACUAGAUGGAAAAGGAUAUGUUUAUUUUUUAAACAACCCCAGAAGAUUGUAAUAUUCUGUGUAGACUUCUGUUGUGCUCGAAUGUUUACUUAUCCUACAAAGCACAAAUACUGAAUUAUAACCAUGUGAUGAAAUAUAUGUUGUAUCUAAAGUUGCAAACUAAUCAAUAAAUUUUUGUUGCCAA